Messenger RNA from Oppiella nova, 753 nucleotides. Lineage: Eukaryota; Metazoa; Arthropoda; Arachnida; Sarcoptiformes; Oppiidae. The record is from the annotation of a GenBank genome assembly.
GUAUUGUCGGCUAAUUUGCACGGAGGAGCUCUUGUGGCUAACUAUCCGUACGAUGAGAGUCGCGAUGGAAGUGCCACAUCGUAUACGGCUUCUCCAGACGACAGCACAUUCAAGCAUUUGGCGAAUGUAUACGCGUUGGCGCACAAGACUAUGUCGACGGGGAAAGGGGUCCGCUGUGAGAACGACGACGACUUCACCAAACAGGGCGGCAUCACGAACGGCGCCGCCUGGUAUAGCGUGUCCGGCGGGAUGCAGGACUUCAACUAUUUGGGAUCAAAUGACUUCGAGAUAACUCUUGAGUUAGGAUGUGAUAAAUACCCACCGGAACACUUGCUGCCCAUCGAAUGGGAUAACAAUCGCGAGGCGCUUAUAACUUAUAUAAGACAGUCACAUUUAGGUAUAAAAGGAAUGGUAAGGAAUGCGAGAACUGGAGAGCCUAUUGCCGGCGCUUCCGUUAAAGUCAAGAAUAUUACCGAUGGUGUCAACAAAAUGAUUAACCAUGACAUUUUCUCAGUAAAAAAUGGCGAAUACUGGCGACUGUUAACGUCGGGAACGUACGAAGUGUUGGCCGCGAAGGACGGCUACGAACCCGACGCCAAGACUGUAGUCGUGCGCAACGAUAAGCCCGAAGCCAUGCGAGUGGACUUCAAUUUGAAACCCGCCGAAGAGGUAUUGGAUCCUCAGGUGAUGGCGUCGAACGACUAUUUCGGAUACAAAUCAAUCCCCGAUAACAUUGAUCUGAAUAAUCCCGAA